Molecule: messenger RNA, 471 nt
Organism: Fraxinus pennsylvanica
Lineage: Eukaryota; Viridiplantae; Streptophyta; Magnoliopsida; Lamiales; Oleaceae
Source: the annotation of a GenBank genome assembly
AUGGGUAUUCUUGGAGCCAUUGCAAGACAUUUGGAUGCUCUCAUUGGACCUGGAGCGAUGCUUCUAUAUCCUUUGUAUGCAUCAUUGAGAGCAAUUGAGAGUCCUUCGACACUGGAUGAUCAGCAGUGGUUAACAUAUUGGAUUUUAUACUCACUGACAACCCUGUUUGAGCUUUCUUGUUGGAAAGUCCUUCAAUGGUUCCCAAUCUGGCCAUACGUCAAGCUGACAUUCUGUAUGUGGCUAGUGUUGCCAGUUUUCAAUGGAGCUGCUUACGUUUAUGAGAAUUUUGUGAGGAAAUAUGUCAAAGUUGGAAGUUAUGUGAACCCAAAUUAUCCUGAAGGUCAGAGAAGGGUACUUCAGAUGAUGAGCCUGGACGCCAGGAAAUCAGUCGAAAAAUACAUCGAGAAUUAUGGUCCCGAAGCCUUCGACCGAAUUAUCAAAGCGGCUGAGAAAGAGGCAAAGAAACACUGA